Cercospora beticola is the source of this 495-nucleotide messenger RNA. Its product is annotated as MAPEG family protein. Lineage: Eukaryota; Fungi; Ascomycota; Dothideomycetes; Mycosphaerellales; Mycosphaerellaceae. Gene Ontology annotation, cellular component: membrane. The record is from RefSeq and is a predicted model, not a curated record.
AUGACAUCCUACCUACCCGGCCUCCCGGACCUUCGCAGAGACAACAUCGCGUUGUACACCAUUCCAGCCUUCUGGCUCAUCGCCGUCACACCCCGCUUCUUAAGCAUGAGACUCUACGAGAGACAAACGGGCGCCAAAUUCGAUCCUCGCGCCCCACGCAACUUCACCGUGAGCGUAGCCCAUGCCUCGAACUUAGACCAAGAUACCAAAGGCUUCAUAUUGCGGGGCGAAGCGGCCAUGCUGAACAGCUUUGAGAACUUUGGCCCAUUCACAGCCGCUGUGGUAGCUGGAAGUGCUGCAAAGCUGAAUCCCGCGACUCUGAACGGCCUAACGAUCGUCUACCUGGGCUCGAGAGUGGUGUAUAAUUGGGUGUAUAUGAACAGCACCACAAUUGGAAUGGGUUAUGCCAGGAGCCUGUCAUAUUUGACCGGACUGGGAUGUUUGUUCGCUAUGUUCAUUCAAGCCGGAACGAAGUUCAAGAAUGCUGUGCUGUAA